Messenger RNA from Sphaerodactylus townsendi, 2093 nucleotides. RefSeq names its product tropomyosin 1 (gene TPM1). Gene Ontology annotation, biological process: cardiac muscle contraction; actin filament organization. Lineage: Eukaryota; Metazoa; Chordata; Lepidosauria; Squamata; Sphaerodactylidae. Gene Ontology annotation, cellular component: actin filament. Bases 208 to 1188 code for a protein of 326 amino acids. The record is from RefSeq and is a predicted model, not a curated record. The transcript is spliced from 10 exons. Gene Ontology annotation, molecular function: actin filament binding.
GGAGCGCGCCGGUGCCCAAAAAAGUAUUGGCCGUCUUGAGGAAUGCACGCAGCCCCCGGGCCCGCUACAUAUCUGCCGCCUCGCCCCGCUCGCACUCCGCACCCGCGCAGCGCCCACAGGGAAGCCAGCCAGCCAGGCAGAGCCCCUCCGCCCGCCCGCCCGCCCGCCUAGCCUGCGCGCCCCGUCCGGGCUCCCUCCGCCGCCGCCAUGGACGCCAUCAAGAAGAAGAUGCAGAUGCUCAAGCUGGACAAGGAGAACGCCCUGGACCGGGCCGAGCAGGCCGAGUCCGACAAGAAGGCGGCCGAGGACCGCAGCAAGCAGUUGGAGGACGAAAUAGCGCAGCUGGAAAAGCAGCUGCGGGUCGCGGAGGAUGAGAGGGACCGGGUUUUGGAAGAGCAGCAUACCUCUGAGGAAAGCCUGCUCGCGGCCGACGAGAAGGCCACCAAGCUGGAGGAUGAGCUGGUGUCUCUGCAAAAGAAGCUCAAGAGCACUGAGGAUGAGCUGGACAAAUACUCAGAAUCCCUGAAAGAUGCCCAGGAAAAGCUGGAGUUGGCGGAGAAAAAGGCCACGGACGCGGAGAGCGACGUGGCUUCUCUGAACAGGCGCAUCCAACUGGUAGAGGAAGAGCUGGACCGUGCCCAAGAGCGUUUGUCAACCGCCCUGCAGAAACUGGAGGAGGCCGAGAAGGCGGCCGAUGAGAGCGAGAGAGGAAUGAAGGUCAUUGAGAGCAGAGCCCUGAAGGAUGAGGAGAAGAUGGAGAUCCAGGAGAUCCAGCUGAAAGAGGCCAAGCACAUUGCUGAGGACGCCGACCGCAAGUAUGAGGAGGUGGCUCGUAAGCUGGUGAUCAUUGAGAGCGACCUGGAACGGGCUGAGGAGCGGGCCGAACUCUCAGAAAGCCAAGUCCGACAGCUGGAGGAACAGUUAAGGAUAAUGGAUCAAACGCUGAAAGCAUUAAUGGCCGCGGAGGAGAAGUAUUCGCAAAAGGAAGACAAGUAUGAAGAGGAGAUUAAGGUCCUGACUGACAAACUGAAAGAGGCUGAGACCCGAGCUGAGUUUGCUGAGAGGUCCGUAACCAAGCUGGAAAAGAGCAUCGAUGACUUAGAAGAGAAAGUGGCACAUGCCAAAGAAGAAAACCUCAACAUGCACCAGAUGCUCGAUCAAACUUUACUGGAGCUAAACAACAUGUGAAACUCCCUUUUCUUAGCUGUGACCACCACACUUCUUUUAAGCACCUGCUUUGCCAUGAAAAAAAACCCCUUCGAUGUGUCUUUUAUUGUGUUUUCCAAGUUGUCACGUUCAAAAAAUCAUCUGCUCAACCCCCAGGCAUGGAGCUGAGGAAUGGGGAGGUGUCAGAAAGCUUCAUGUAGAUGCACACAGCGAGUUCUCUCUCUCUUUCUCUAGUCCAGAUGUGCCAUACCCUCUGACCACCUCAUCUGGCUUCGAGUCCAGUGAUACAGCAAGCGGACUGUAUUGGUCAGGGGCACAGAGAUUUCCUCUAGGGCUGCUAGUUAGAUUUUAAACGAGCAUGAAUGCUUGAAACCCAAGAGAGGGGGUGGGCAGACCUUUAAGAAGGUAUUUGGCGUGGUCCUUUGACUGGUAUUGAUGUUAUUCUGCUGCUUGUCCAGCACAGCAAAUUGGUUUUCUUGGGAGAGGAGCCUCCAGCUGUGAAAAUUUGGCCUCCCCGUUUCCUCUUCUUCUAAGUUCAAGAAUGACACGGACCUGCAAGUCGCGCCUUGCACAAUUUAACCCUUGAGUUCAGGAACGUGCGCGGCGUUACGGCUUGCUAAAAAUUGUAAGACCGCAUUUUUGGGUCAUUCCAUUUGAUGUUUUUAAGAUCUUCUACAAUUGGGGGGCGGGGGCUGGGGCUGAGAUAUUUUACAUUGGCGAAUUCUGGUUGCGUUCUGUUUCUUUGUCUCAAACAAAAGGGAAUCGGUUAAGUUUGGUGUUUGCCACAUGUUUGUUUCACACGCUCUUUUUGGUUCUGUUUUGAACAGUUUUUAAGAAUCAUCUUGUAUGUAAACAUUGUAUAAUUGAUAAUGGAAUAAAACACACACCCUAGGACAUUUUUGUAAAAAAAAAAAACCCUGCUGCUU